CUGAACACUGAAGACACAGCAGAGUCCCAGGCAGCAUCAGUCCACAGCCGGCACAAUGAAGUCAGCGCUCAUCGCCCUCCUGGCCUGCCUGCUUGUCCUCUGUGCACAAGGGCAAAGGCAACCUAAAACUAAAUGCAAAUGUCUGGAUGGUGCCAUCGAUCAUAUCAACCCAAAACUCAUCACGGAUUGUCAGGGAUACGACUCAAGUCCUUUCUGUCCAAAGGCAGAGCUUAUUGUUGUGACAAAGGAUACCAAGAAAUGUGUGAAUCCAGAGUCCCCAUUUGGCAAGCGGAUCUUUCAGAGAUGUAAGGACAGGGUCAAUGGUGUGAGCCCCAACACUCCCAGCCAGCCAGCAGCAGUGACCGUGACCUCAUCAGCCACCCCCACAACAUCUAAGCUGUAGCUCUGUGGGAGAACAAUCACCUCAGCCUUUGCACUGAAGACGGGAUUACGCCACUGAAGGACUUUUCAUCAGGAGAAGCAACAUUUCCAAAGUCUUGUAGCAAGUGGAUUACACUGUCCACAACAUUUUCCAUGGCCAGUUUGGUUCUCUUCACUGAAAAAUUCCAUGUACAUAUCUAGUAAAUAAUUUGUAUAUUUGUAUAUUUAUAUAAUCUGUGAAGUGUUGGUCUGACUUUUUUUAUCUGACUACUUUCCUAUUUUCUAAACA
This is a messenger RNA of Myripristis murdjan (pinecone soldierfish), 670 nucleotides long. RefSeq names its product C-X-C motif chemokine 6-like. NCBI's taxonomy places the organism in Eukaryota, Metazoa, Chordata, Actinopteri, Holocentriformes, Holocentridae. The transcript has 4 exons. Gene Ontology annotation, biological process: immune response. Gene Ontology annotation, cellular component: extracellular region. Gene Ontology annotation, molecular function: chemokine activity. The record is from RefSeq and is a predicted model, not a curated record. Bases 56 to 403 code for a protein of 115 amino acids.